Electrophorus electricus (electric eel) is the source of this 797-nucleotide messenger RNA. RefSeq names its product TATA-box binding protein associated factor 13 (gene taf13). Gene Ontology annotation, biological process: transcription by RNA polymerase II. Lineage: Eukaryota; Metazoa; Chordata; Actinopteri; Gymnotiformes; Gymnotidae. The record is from RefSeq and is a predicted model, not a curated record. Gene Ontology annotation, cellular component: transcription factor TFIID complex. Gene Ontology annotation, molecular function: protein heterodimerization activity.
CAAUCGGAAGGCAGUUGGUGGGUUAGUUAGAUGGCUAGCAAACAAACAUUUCCUACCUCAGCGUCAGUGGCUGUGUAAGUGUUGAAAUUGUUGCUUUGAUUGAUAUUUGGUAACACUACUGAAAGGCAACUGAUUAGCCUUCCCGGCACAAAUAUGGCGGAAGAAGAUGACGAUCCAGGCUUUGACGAAGAGUUGGAUGAUGGUGGGAAUGGUAUAGAUUCAGGUCAUGGAAAAAGAAAGAGACUUUUCUCGAAAGAGCUUCGUUGCAUGAUGUAUGGGUUUGGAGACGACCAGAAUCCCUACACUGAGUCAGUGGACAUACUCGAGGAUCUAGUGAUAGAGUUCAUUACGGAGAUGACACACAAAGCAAUGUCUAUUGGACGUCAAGGCCGUGUUCAGGUGGAAGAUAUAGUUUUUCUCAUUCGAAAAGACCCACGAAAGUUUGCCAGGGUUAAAGAUCUGCUGACGAUGAACGAAGAGCUGAAGAGAGCUCGCAAAGCCUUUGAUGAGGCAAAUUAUGGAUCAUAAACCGUUAACAUACGACUUGCUGGAAGUUCUUCAAAACGUUUAGUAUUUAUGGUCAGUGACUUGCCUGAAAAUGUAACCACGUUGCAGUAACAUGUCUAGAUUUUAAUAGGGAAUAUUUUUCUCACUGCUUUCGCUUUUUUUUUUUUACUGAACACUUGAUAAAUCCAAACAUUGAUCGAAUUACUUAGUGGUGAGUGCUUCAAUCAGUAAAAAUACUGUAGAUCUUGUUUUAGAAGUAACCAAUAAAAUACAGAUUUAAAGUAUGAAAA